CGAGGGGAAGAAGGGAGAAAGUACUUCCUAAGAAUUGGUUGCCACAGUUUGUCCGCAGAUGAGGGAGUUGUGGUGUAAUUUAAACUGCACCUGGUCCGUCGACACCCGCCACGCGUGAUAACUUGGCCUGCUACACGGCAUCGUCUCAAAGCAAGAUAAGGUCCGUGGAACGACGGGCCGUAGGAAGAGAAAGCGCAGCCGCUAAUGCAAUAGAACACACCCGACUGAUUAGCGAGCGCCGCGUGUGAGAACAUGCAUAGCUGCAGCACACCCAUUGUUUGCGAGCGCCGCAAACCCCUUCCUAGUGGCCGUUUAAUCGCUGCCAACUGCUGCUGCUGUUACAACAUAGCCGCGUCUCACAGAAACCAACGUGCUUUCCCUCCAGGUUGUUACUUCUAGGAGGAGAGCCAAGCAGUUGUUACAGCUUGCGGGGCAAUGAUGCUGGCAUCGUUUUCGCGUGAAGGCAAGGAUGACGAGAAGGAGGACGACGAGGUGGUUGCUGAUGAUGACGAUGCGCACAACGACCUAGCUGCUGCAGGGGCAGCAGCAGGAGGAGGAAGGAGAGGAAGAGGAGGAGCAGGAGGAGGAGGACGAGCAGACGAUGCAGAAGAUGAGGUGUCGCGGGUGUUGAAGGCGAUGGAGGAGAGGUGGCCCCGCGGCCGACACAUCCUGGGGUAUGCCGCACCUGCGCCGGCGGCGGCGGCGAAGGGAGAGGGUCUGGAACGCUUCAGGGCGGUGGCGGCGGUUCUCGACAAUCACCCGCUGCCCAUGGAUGAUGGGAAGGAGGCUUUGCGACAGGCUGAAGGAGGGGACAUCACGACAACUCGAUUCUUCAGAGAUAUCGCUCACCGCGGCAACCGACACUCGUCUUGGGCCUGGGCGGAGGUGUUUUCGAAGUCCCUGCUUCCUCGAGAUAUGAGCGAGGCAUGCACCCAAGGUUUCAAGGCCUGCCUUCAAGGAUCAACCCCCGCGCACGACCUUCUGCCGGCCAUGUCAUUGUUCUUCGCCUACGGGGCGGUGGUGGAUCCGAAGAAUCUGACAGCCCUCUCCGAAAUCCUCAAGCUGGAGGAAAUGAAGGACUGCUUCUUGGGAGGCUUGUCCUUCGUCGACAACCCCUUCAUCCCUGGCCUGAGCUUGUCCGUCGCCCUGGAAGAAUCCUUCAAGAACGCUCCCGAGAGAGAAAGACGGUUCCUAGAGGCUCUCCAGAAGGCCAUGGACGCCCUCCUCCUUGCGGUGCUAGACCGGCUGCCGCAGACGAUAGCCAGCUUCCCGGGGGGAGUCGGCGGCUGCGAAUCCGUCCUCGAGCCGGAGGUGGCCGGGGUCGUGCGGGACAGAGACUUCCGGGGCCCUCUGAGGCUCGCACUGCAGGAGAGGCAGUUCUCGAAGACGCUGUGUAUUGCGCCGCUCAUGUUCGAGUACAUGUGCUACAGGUUCGUAGCCGGCCUCCCAGACCUCCAAGACUCGACCGACUUGCUCGGGAGACGAGAGGAGAGGAGAACGAGGACGUCUUUGCAAAGCAGCGGCCCCGUUCGGGCGCCGGUGGCUAGUGCGGCAAGCGUCAGCAGCGUCUGCACCGAUGGCGGUGGCGGUGGCGGUGGCGGUGGCGGUGGCGGUGGCGGUGGCGGCGCCCCACCCUCCUCCUCCCCCCCCUUGGGGACGCGCCGCGGACGCAAGGGGCGAGGCUUCCUGUACUCGGACGGCUUCGUCGCCGGCUCUGCGACCGAGAGGCUGCUGCAGGGGCUGGGCUGGACGGGGCGGAGGGCGGCGGAGGCGUUGACGCCGCCUCCGGAAAGGCGAGGAGGACUCCCAAUAGACGUUACAUUAUGCCGCAGCGAUGUACUUGUGCCGAGUGACUGGGAAACAGUUUUCAGCGGAACCUUCCUGCCCGGCGCGCAGUUUGUUCUGGUCGGGAUCCUCACCAAGCCCUUGGCGUACUACAAGGUGCCGGUGAUGCGGAUGCUGCUCGGCUUCUACGUGCACCUCAUCACGCUCGCGCUCUACACGACGGUGGCGUUGGAGAGCGACGACGCCGAGCUCAGCAACACCGAGAUUGCCCUGACGUUCCAUGUCAUGGCCGAGAUCGUGAGCAACCUCCUCCAAAUGCGGGCGGGCUUCGUGGAGUUCUGGCGGGACAAGUGGAACUGGUUGGAGAGCCUGUCCCUGCUCCUGCUGGCGGGAGGGCUGACCAUCCGAAUCGACAACAGGGACGUGCACCAGGGUCGCGCGUUGUUCGCCCUCAGCGCCCCGCUCGUGUUCUCUCGCGUGCUGUUCUUCGGGCAGUUCUUGAAGCGCCAGGGCCUCGUGAUUCAGGCGAGCUUGAGCGACGGGUUGUGCGCUCACCACGACGUUGUCGUUGUGCAUCUUGGCGCGUGA
This is a messenger RNA of Ectocarpus sp. CCAP 1310/34, 2373 nucleotides long. The record is from the annotation of a GenBank genome assembly. NCBI's taxonomy places the organism in Eukaryota, Phaeophyceae, Ectocarpales, Ectocarpaceae.